GUGAAUGCUCAGAGAGGCAAUUAGGUCUGGAACCUCAAUGCUGACUAGUGAGGGCCUUGGGCUGCCAGCAGAAGGCGGAAGAUGGAUCAGGUGGCAGCCUUGGAGCUCAGGUCUGUGGACCUGCUGGUCCCCAGGAACAACAAGGAGCACCACACACAGGAGAUGGGCCUGCGGCGGCUCAUCGUGCGCCGUGGGCAGCUCUUUCAUAUCCGGCUGGGCUUCCAACGGCCCUUCCAGCCCCACGCCGACUACAUCACCUUUGUGGUGGAGACCGGACCGGAACCCACCGAGCUGCUGGGGACCCGAGCCACGUUCCCACUCACCCAGGCCCCGCGUGGGAAUGUCUGGCGGGUUUCUGACUUUGCCAUCGACUCCAGCUUCCUCCAGGUCUCCCUUUCCUCCCCAGCCAACGCAGUUAUUGGUCACUACACUCUCAAGAUAGAGCUCUCUCAGAGUCAGGGGCACCGUGUGACUUCCCCACUGGGGACCUUCACCCUGCUGUUCAACCCUUGGAGCGCAGACGACGACGUCUACCUGCCAAGUGAAAUGCUGCUGCAAGAGUACAUCCUGAGAGACUACGGCUUUGUCUACAAGGGGCACGAGGCGCUCGUCACCACCUGGCCCUGGAACUAUGGGCAGUUCGAAGAGGACAUUCUGGAUAUCUGCUUUGAGAUCCUGAACAAAAGCCUGCACUUCUUAAGCAACCCGUCCCGAGACUGUUCGCGGCGGAGCGACGUGGUGUACGUGUGCAGGGUGGUGAGCGCCAUGAUCAACAGCAACGAUGACAGCGGUGUGCUGGAGGGCAACUGGGGCGAGGACUACUCCAGGGGGCUCAGCCCGCUGGAGUGGAACGGCAGCGUGGCCAUCCUGCGGCAGUGGUCAGCCGGGGGCGGGCAGCCUGUCAAGUACGGACAGUGCUGGGUCUUUGCCUCUGUCAUGUGCACGGUAAUGCGAUGCUUAGGUGUUCCAACCCGUGUUGUUUCCAACUUCCGUUCUGCACACAAUGUGGAUGGGAACUUGACCAUUGACACCUACUACGACCAAAACGCAGAGAUGCUGCCGACUCAGAAACGAGAUAAAAUCUGGAAUUUCCACGUCUGGAACGAAUGCUGGAUGAUCCGGAAAGACCUCCCACCCGGAUACAAUGGGUGGCAGGUGGUGGACCCCACCCCCCAGCAAACCAGCAGUGGGCUGUUCUGCUGCGGCCCCGCCUCUGUGAGGGCCAUCAGGGAAGGGGAGGUGCACCUGGCCUACGACACCCCUUUUGUGUUCGCCGAGGUGAACGCUGAUGAAGUGGUGUGGCUGUCCAGGGAUGGCCAGGCCCAGCAAGUGCUGGCCCACGACAGCCGCUCCAUCGGGAAGGAGAUCAGCACCAAGGCGGUGGGCUCAGACCAGCGCCAGGACAUCACCAGCUCCUACAAGUACCCAGAAGGAUCUCCAGAGGAGCGCGCCGUGUUCAUGAAGGCUUCCCAGAAAAUGCUGGGGCCCCACAGGGCCUCUUCGCCGCUCCUGGAUCUCCUGGGGUCCAGGGGCUUUGAGGACCAGCCGGCGCAGCUGCAGCUUCACCUGUCCAGGACGCCCGUGUGGGGCCAGGACUUGCUGCUGAUGCUGCAUGCCCAGAGGGUGCCAGACACAGCCCACGGCCGGGGCCCCAUGGGAUUGGUGGUACGGUUCUGUGCACAGACCCUGCUGCACGCAGGCGGCACCUGGGGGCCCCUCUGGAGGCAAACGGUGCACCUGAACCUGGACUUUGGGAAGGAGAUCUGGUGGCCACUCCUGCUGCCCUACAGCACGUACAGAAACAAGCUGACGGACGAGAAGCUGAUCCGCGUGUCGGGCAUUGCUGAGGUUGAGAAGACAGGAAGAUCCAUCCUGGUCCUGAAGGACAUCUCUCUGGAGCCGCCCCACUUGUCGAUCGAGGUGUCUGGAAGGGCGGAGGUGGGCAAGGCGCUCAGAGUCCACAUCACCCUCACCAACACCCUCAUGGUGUCUCUGAGGAACUGCACGAUGGUGCUGGAGGGCAGCGGCCUCAUCAGCGGGCAGCUGUCGGAUGACCUUGGGACGCUGGAGGCGGGACACACCAUGCAGAUUCAAGUGGACCUGUACCCCAUCAGGGCGGGGCCCCGCCAGCUGCAAGUCCUCAUCAGCAGCGACGAGCUCAAGGAGAUCAAGGGCUACAAGGACAUUUUUGUCACUGCAGCGAGAGUUUCCUGA
Messenger RNA from Lepus europaeus (European hare), 2214 nucleotides. It is a transcript of the gene TGM7, whose product is annotated as transglutaminase 7. The coding region runs from base 82 to 2214 and encodes 710 amino acids. NCBI's taxonomy places the organism in Eukaryota, Metazoa, Chordata, Mammalia, Lagomorpha, Leporidae. The record is from RefSeq and is a predicted model, not a curated record. Gene Ontology annotation, molecular function: protein-glutamine gamma-glutamyltransferase activity. Gene Ontology annotation, biological process: peptide cross-linking. The transcript is spliced from 13 exons.